Molecule: messenger RNA, 2737 nt
Organism: Patella vulgata (common limpet)
Lineage: Eukaryota; Metazoa; Mollusca; Gastropoda; Patellidae
Product: lipid droplet-associated hydrolase
Exons: 4
Coding region: 342-1289 (315 amino acids)
Biological process (GO): lipid storage
Cellular component (GO): lipid droplet
Molecular function (GO): lipase activity
Source: RefSeq, a predicted model, not a curated record
ACGGAAACCAAAGCCAAGGUCGUCAGCGAUGUAAACAAAUGACUUUUGGACUGUUAAUAGUAGUGAAAAAUAAACAGAUAAAUUGACAAGCUAAGCGUUUUAUUGUUGGUCAGUCUCAUUACGGUUUGUAUAUUUACUCGAUUAUAAGUAAUCGCAAAACAUUAUCAUAUGCAAAGCUGCUGUUUUUUGUCUAAAUAAGUUCGAAAAUAUUGCCCGGGGUUGUGAUGCAUUGCCUUGAAUGUAUGACAACUCAUCCCAAAGACAACUAACUCAUCCCAAGACCACUCGGCUCAAUAGAAGACAACCCAUCCCAAAGAUAGGAGACCACUCAUCCCAAGAAAAUGGAACAAGAGAAUGAGAUGAAGUCUGAGUUUCACACAGUCACUGGUUGUGUUACUCAUGUUUUAAAGUUUGGAGAAAUUCCAAAAUUGAAAUCUAAAUCUAAAUUCCUCUUCUUUGUCAUACCAGGUAAUCCUGGAGUUAUAGAAUAUUAUGAAGAAUUUAUGAGACAUCUGUAUCACCGAAGUAACAAUAAAAUACCUGUAUGGGGAAUGUCUUACGCUGGUCAUGUCUCUAUUGGUAAUGAUGGAACCGGUUUUACUGAAUUAGUAAAACAACCACCUGAAGAAUGUACUUUACUAGGGCAAAUCAGACAUAAGCUUGCAUUUAUACAAGAAUGUAUACCAGAAGAUAUAAAACUUAUUCUCAUUGGUCACUCUAUCGGAUGUUACAUGAUUUUACGAUUGUUGAAAUACCUCCCUAAACAUCAAGUCUUACGAUGUUUCUUAUUGUUUCCGACAAUCGAACGAAUGGCAUUAUCCCCUCGAGGUCAAAUCAUUACGCCCCUCCUGCAUUAUUUACGCUGGGUGUGUGUUUGGUUCGUAAAGGCUGUGUCCUAUCUCAGUCCCCAGAUGCAAUAUCGAAUUAUAUUAAGGAUUUUUAAAGGAAAUACAGUCCCCGAAUGUGCGCUGAAUGCGACAAUGAAUUUGUUUGAUCCGGCUUGUGUAAAUCACAUUACUUAUCUCGCACGUGAUGAAAUGGACAUGGUUACUGAUUUGGAUCAGGAUCUAAUCCGAAACAAUAUUUCAAAGUUAAGUUUUUAUUACGGAGCAGAGGAUCAUUGGUGUCCUAAGGAAUAUUGUUAUGAAAUGAAGAGGAAUUUCCCCCACGCAGAUAUUCGUCUUUGUGAUAAAAACUACGCUCAUGCAUUUGUACUGAACUCUAGUCAAGAAAUGAGUAAAAUUGUUUGGGAAUGGAUUCAGAAAGAUUUACAUCACAAGGCAGAUUAAAGUGGUAGUGACCCUAGACACAUUAAGUGUAGUUUUGUUAUAGAUACAUAUAGCUUAUCUCGCAAAAAGUUUUCAACUGAUUCUGAUAAUGUUUUUGUUAAUUUUCUUAAUGUGUGGAAGUAUUGGGAAGAGAUUUGAUUGAGUCAUUUUGUUUUUUUAUAAAGAGCAGGUCACUGUUUUCUAGUAUCUUCCAAAGAAAUGUGACAGUCUAUCUAUCUGUCUAUAUAUCUGCAUUUAAUCCUAAUUUCAAUCAAAAGUACUCUUUUUAAUAUGAUUGGAUCUCUUUAAUUUGGGUCAAAAAUAAAUUGUCCAUUUUAUUGCAUGUUAUAUUUUGAUUUCUUUUGAGGGAUGACAAUCUGUCUUCCAAGCUAAGAAUGGAAUUAAAAUUACAAAUUUGUAAAUGAGCCUGCUUGAUCUUUAAAACAAAAAUUUAAGCGCAUCCAUCAUCAUUAAUCAAAAUAGCACAUCAAAUCGACCCAAUUUAUUACAUUAUCUAUUCAUCUCAAUUAUUUUUAUAUGGGUAAUGGAUUUACUUUAAAUAAUUAGUUUAUACUAAUUCUUUUUUGUAUUAUUAAAAUAUUUUGUUGUAAUAGAGUAACCAGUUGAAACCUUACACUAGACACAAUAUUGUAGUUUAAAAUAAGCUCAUUUAAAUUUAACAUAUUUUUGUAUCUUAUAAAAAUAAACUAAUUUUAAAGGGGGAGUGUGAUUAGAACAGCCUUGUUUUGUUUAUCCUAAUCCUAGUGCUACACCACACCAUAAAUAUUAUGUAUUUUCUGGAACUGUAAAAUGACACACCCUAAAUUAGUUGUUAUGUUGUAUGAGUGUGUACAAGUGGGAAAUAUCACUGUAUUAGAAAUUGGUGAUUUUUCUUCACAAUAUACAGUAAUGUGUCAAGAAUAAAAUUGAAGAAUAAGUUCUUGCUCAUACUCCCCAUUUAACUUUCUAUGUUAUCAGAUUACAUUUUUAUGUACCUGUCAGUAUUAUUUUUGUUGCACAUCUUCCAGUACAUAGCCUAUAUGCAUUUAUAGAUUAAUUGAUAAUACUCCUUUAUUUAACAAACUUUAUUUAUUAUUAAUUAUAGUUUAAAUCUUGUUUUUGUUGCAAGCCUACUUAUAACUAUACCCUGUAGUUUUUGAUAAUACUUUUUUGACAAUUUUAUAUGAACUUAUUAUCAAUUUUAGUUUAAAUUAUUUCUAAUGCUAAUGUAUUUAAAUCUAUUAUUCAACUUGUGACCUAAAAGGCACAACUGUGAGAUAUUAUGAGUAUCCAGCUAACCCUGGAUAUAAAUAAAGAUAAAUGACAAGUGGUGUGAGGAGUUCUGUUAAAAUGAGAAAUCACUGACUCAUGCAUGACAACUGUCACCCACAACUAAGCAGAACAUGAUUUGUAUACUCAGAAGCCUAGUUCUAGUCAACUGUCUAAUAAAUAAUAUAUAUCAUUUAUGA